Sphaeroforma arctica JP610 is the source of this 615-nucleotide messenger RNA. RefSeq lists its product as hypothetical. The coding region runs from base 49 to 594 and encodes 181 amino acids. The record is from RefSeq and is a predicted model, not a curated record. Gene Ontology annotation, biological process: rRNA (guanine-N7)-methylation. Gene Ontology annotation, cellular component: nucleolus. Gene Ontology annotation, molecular function: rRNA (guanine) methyltransferase activity. NCBI's taxonomy places the organism in Eukaryota, Ichthyosporea, Ichthyophonida. The transcript is spliced from 5 exons.
GCGCAAGGUCUGGAAAGAGGGGUUGAAGGGGACUUGCUGUGGCACGAUAUGGGUCAAGGAAUGUGCUUCCGGCCCGGUACUUUCGAUGGUGUUGUCAGCAUUUCUGCAUUGCAGUGGCUGUGCAACGCCGACAAAUCUCAUCACGUUCCUAAGCAACGCUUGAAUAAGUUCUUCUCGACCCUGUACAGUGCUAUGAAACGAGGGGCUCGAGCCGUAUUCCAAUUUUAUCCCGAAACACCGCAACAAAUGGAGCUGAUUACACAGUGCGCUAUGAAGGCUGGGUUCACGGGAGGUGCUGUUGUUGACUACCCUAACAGUACCAAGGCUAAAAAGAUCUUCCUCUGUUUGUUCGCGGGUGUGGGUGCCCAAGUGCCUGUGGGUCUAGAAGGCCAGAGUGCGGAGGAGAGGAAUUUUAACUCAGUGACAUAUGUCGAGCGUACGAAAGCACGUGGCAAAGGGAAGCAGGGCAAGGAAAGGGGAAAUGUUAAGAACAGAGAUUGGGUACAGGCUAAGAAGGAACGAGCCAGGAAACAAGGGAAGGAAACCAAGCACGACUCCCGAUUCACAGCGCGACAACGCAAACCUAAAUUCUAAGUCAAAUAAAAUAUAGAGGCA